This is a messenger RNA of Babjeviella inositovora NRRL Y-12698, 1836 nucleotides long. RefSeq names its product MATE family efflux transporter. Gene Ontology annotation, molecular function: xenobiotic transmembrane transporter activity; antiporter activity. Bases 1 to 1836 code for a protein of 611 amino acids. The record is from RefSeq and is a predicted model, not a curated record. Gene Ontology annotation, biological process: xenobiotic detoxification by transmembrane export across the plasma membrane. NCBI's taxonomy places the organism in Eukaryota, Fungi, Ascomycota, Pichiomycetes, Serinales. Gene Ontology annotation, cellular component: membrane. The transcript has 3 exons.
AUGUCGUUCUGUCUCCUGACAUGCAUUAACAUUAACAUUGACAUUGACAUUGACAUUAACAUUGGCAUUGACAUUGACAUUGACAUUAACAUUGACAUUGACAUUGACAUUGACAUUGACAUUGACCCUGAGGCUCCGCUCCGCGAGGCUACAAGCUCCCCCCAUCGUUUCACCGAGUCCAACUCCCGCAGACGCGCCUCGGUUGUCUCCAUCAACGGCAAAGGCGUCUUCUCGCUUGACUACCACCACCAAAUCGCCACCUUAAUGUCCGAGGACGAACGUAGCGUUGAAUUUGCCUACUCCCCCGACCCAGAGCUCCUCUGCGAAGAAGCGGCACUUCUCAGGGACAACCACAUCCUCCCAGAAACUGCCUCGGCCGUCGAAGCCGCCUGGGAAGAUGCUGUAACACACGGAAAACUCACAGACUCGACGUACAAACGCGAAUUCACGUACCUUUCCAGGUCCUCCUUCCCGCUUAUCAUCACCUUUCUUUUCCAAAACUCGCUCUCGCUUGCCUCUGUCUUCUCUGUGGGCCACCUUGGCUCCAAGGAGCUUGCGGCUGUCUCGCUAGGCGCCAUGACCGCUAAUAUCACCGGGUAUACGCUCAUCCAGGGCCUUGCCACCUGUCUCGACACGCUCUGUCCGCAGGCCUACGGUGCCGGAAAGUACCAUCUUGUGGGUGUCUUCUUCCAGCGCUGUACCGCCUUGAUCUUCACCUGUUUCGUCCCCGUCGCUAUCGUGUGGCUCUUUUACGCGGGGAGCAUUCUCAGGGUGCUCAUGCCUGAUUCGCCGGAAUCAGCCGCCCUUGCCGCCCAGUACCUCCGCGUGGUGACUCUUGGGAUGCCAGGCUACAUCGUGUUUGAGACCGGGAAAAAGUUUCUCCAGGCGCAGGGCAUCUUCCAUGCGUCGACGUACGCACUUCUCGUGUGCGCUCCGCUUAACGCCGCGCUCAACUAUCUCUUGGUGUGGAAUCCGUACGUGGGGAUCGGGUAUCUCGGUGCCCCACUCGCGGUUUCUAUCAGCUACUGGGCCAUGGCGAUGAUCCUCCUUGGCUACACCGUCUACACGGGGCGAAAGAUGGACGCCGACAGCCCUGCCAACCCGCUCAAGUGCUGGAACGGCCUCCACCUCAGAGACUCCUUCAACAACUGGGGAAAGCUCACGCUGUUGGCGCUUCCGGGCGUGGUGAUGAUCACCGCCGAGUUUCUCGCCUUUGAGUGUUUGACCCUUCUUGCAUCCAGGCUUGGAACCGUGGCAUUGGCGGCCCAGUCCGUGGGGAUCUCCAUGGCUGCUCUCACCUACCAGGUUCCGUUUGCCCUUGGGAUUGCCUCCUCCACCAGAAUUGCCAAUUUCUUGGGCUCUGGCUUACCCCGGGCCGCCAAAAAGAGCACCAAGGUGGCACUCCUCAUGGGCAGCGUCGUUUCCCUCGCCAACUGCUUGUUUAUUGUGGUGUUGCGCACCUCCAUCCCACGCUGGUUUACGUCUGAUCCGGAGGUGAUUGCCGAGAUUGACAAGAUCUUGCCGAUCAUCGCGGCCAUCCAGAUCGCAGACACGAUGAACGCCAACUCCGCGGGAUGUCUCCGUGGCCAGGGGCAGCAGAAGAUUGGAGGGAUUGUCAACAUGGUGAGCUACUACCUCAUCGGUAUCCCUGUGAGUUGCGUUCUCACGUUCAAGUUUGGGUACGGGUUGUAUGGGUUAUGGGUGGGCAGUGGUUUGGCAAUGUUCAUUAUUGGGUUUGUCCAGUCGUACUAUGCGAUGCGGGUGGACUGGGGACAGUUGGUGAUGGAUGCGCGGAAGAGGAAUAGUGCUGAGGAUGAGACAACACCGUUACUUUAA